AUGUUCUUUAAAUAGCUGAAUUAUAUUUCAUAAUUGAUUAAAAGCUAGAUAAGAGAGAAGAGUGCAAUUAAUUUAAGUGUUCGGAUUAAUAGCUUAGGGGGUUUCAACUAUAUUCAAAGUUAAGAGUCAUAUUAAUUAAUUAUUGAAUCAAUCAAUCCAUAAAAUAUACCAAAAAAAUAACCUUAGGUCACAUUUAUCUUGGAUACAGUAUCUAUAAUCUUGGAAAAAUCUAAUGUGGAUUCAUCCUCUAUGAUGUCCAUAGUAAUCUAAAAGGGAACUUAAUUAUGCUUUGGAUAGUUUAGGCUUUUUUUUUUGAAAAUGAAUUCUAAUGGCUAUAUUAGAAGGGAACUCCCUUUGAGUACUGUUAAUCAACCGCUGAUAGAACGAGGAGCAUAUAUGAUUCCCUAUUUGUGUAAUAUUUGAUAUGAAAUAUUAUAGUAUUCAAAAGCUAAAUAAAGAUUUUGAGUUAAUAUAUCUAUAAUACUUUUAAUUGCAUAAGAAAAACAUGAGAGAAGAUAAAGGGAAAAGAAAUAUCAAGAUUCAUUUAUUGUGGGUAUGGCUUAGAGGAUGAAACUACGGUGGGCUAUACUCAUUCUAAUACACUGA
Paramecium octaurelia is the source of this 606-nucleotide messenger RNA. The record is from the annotation of a GenBank genome assembly. NCBI's taxonomy places the organism in Eukaryota, Ciliophora, Oligohymenophorea, Peniculida, Parameciidae.